AUGGACCGCAUCAUUCGCCCUGUCGCCCGCCAAUUAUUAAGACCUCGACCAAGAUACCCCUUUUCAAUUCCCCCGACAGCUCGCGUACAGAGACUAUACAGCAUCAAACACAGCGCGCCGCAGUUGAAAGACCAGUCGCUGUUCAUUGAGAAGGCGUACAUUAAUGGCGAAUGGGUCGAUGCAAAGUCUGGCGAGACUUUCGAAGUCCAUGACCCGGCUACUGGCAAAUUGAUCGGAACAUGCCCCGAACUCGAUACAUCCGACGUUGAGAAGGCGAUUGAGGCCGCCUCAGAAGCCUUCCCCAAAUUUCGCACAACAUUAGGCCGCGAGCGCGCGCGCAUGUUGCGGCGCUGGUACGAUUUAAUGAUGGAGAACGCGGAUGAUCUAGCCAAGUUGAUUACAUGGGAGAACGGAAAGCCCUUUGCAGACGCGAAGGGCGAGGUCAACUACGCCGCCAGCUUCUUCGAGUGGUUCAGUGAGGAGGCCCCCCGCACAUACGGCGACACCAUCCCCGCCACAGUUCCCGGAAACCGGGUUAUGACUCUUAAGGAGCCCGUUGGUGUGUGCGGUCUAAUUACGCCAUGGAACUUCCCCGCGGCGAUGAUUACACGAAAGAUUGGCCCUGCCCUGGCGGCGGGCUGCACAGUCGUGGCCAAGUCUCCCCAGGAGACACCCUUCACAGCGAACGCAAUUGCUGAGCUUGCGCGCCGCGCUGGAAUUCCCAAGGGCGUUGUCAACAUUGUUACCUCCUCGAAGCACACCCCUGCAGUGGGCGAGCUCAUUACCACCCACCCCGAGGUGCGCAAGGUGUCCUUUACCGGCUCCACUAACGUCGGCCGCAUCCUCAUGAAGCAGUCUGCCUCGACACUCAAGAAGGUCUCCUGGGAGCUCGGCGGUAAUGCGCCAUUCAUCGUGUUCGAUGACGUCGAGGACCUCGAUGCUGCCGUGCUUGGCGCCAUUAACUCCAAGUUCCGCAGCUCUGGUCAGACCUGUGUGUGCGCCAACCGGAUCUACGUCCAAGAGGGCGUGUAUGAGGAGUUUACCAAGCGCUUUGUCCAGAAGGUCAAGGACUUCAAGCUCGGUGGUGGUUUCGAGGACGGUAUCACCCACGGACCUGUCAUUCACGAGCGCGCCGCCAACAAGGCCCACGAGCAUGUGCAGGAUGCUACUUCCAAGGGCGCCGAGAUUGCCAUCGGUGGACAGCGGGCUACCGCGCUCGGACCUAACUUCUACCACCCCACUGUCCUUACCGGCAUGAGCAAGGAUAUGCUUCUUGCUUCCGAGGAGACUUUCGGCCCCGUGGCUGGUCUCUUCCCUUUCAAGACGGAGAAGGAGGUUGUUGACCUGGCUAACCAUGCCGAGGUUGGUCUCGCUGGUUACUUCUUCAGUGGUAAUGUUCGCCGCAUCUUCCGUGUUGCUGAGGCCCUGGAGGUUGGCAUGGUUGGUGUCAACACUGGUUUGAUUAGUGAUGUUGCCUCUCCAUUUGGUGGUGUCAAGCAGAGUGGCUUCGGCCGGGAGGGCAGCAAGUAUGGUAUUGACGAGUUCAUGACUAUCAAGAGUAUUACUUUCGGUGGCAUGGGUGCACCUCUACAGGAGUAA
Penicillium robsamsonii is the source of this 1599-nucleotide messenger RNA. Its product is annotated as NAD-dependent succinate-semialdehyde dehydrogenase. The coding region runs from base 1 to 1599 and encodes 532 amino acids. Gene Ontology annotation, biological process: GABA catabolic process. The transcript has 4 exons. The record is from RefSeq and is a predicted model, not a curated record. Gene Ontology annotation, molecular function: succinate-semialdehyde dehydrogenase (NAD+) activity. NCBI's taxonomy places the organism in Eukaryota, Fungi, Ascomycota, Eurotiomycetes, Eurotiales, Aspergillaceae.